CACAAAAUAGCAAGAAGUGUUUAUUCAAUGACGUUCAAUAAACAUUUGAAUUGCUCUGCAAAUUAGAGAAUAACAUAAGAAUAUCGGCAUGUUAAUUUGAAAUGUCAUCGUGAAUUUGCAAUAAAAUUAAAUCGUUUAAAAGCGUCUGUAAAAGUGACAUUUCAUUUGCUUAUGUUUUGAUUUUACAAAAGUUAUAUGUAGUUUUAAAACCUAAAUGGCAUCAAUUUUAAAUAAAACAUUAUGCCUAAACGUAAAAAAAUUUAUAAAUUUAAAUUAUAUAACACUUCAAAAUAAGAAAGCAAUAGUUGGUCCAGCAGCAUAUGUAUGCAACACUAAUUUUCAAUAUUAUAGUUCACAAGCACCUAAGAAACAUGAAAACAAUGCAAAUAAAUUUAAUAAGCCAAUGCCUGAGACACCAGAUGAAAAGAGCAGAAAGCUACCAACUUUAAUGCAGUUUCCUGAAAUCGUGUGGCCUUCAUUUUUAAAAUCUAUUAAGAACUGGAUCAUGAUUAACUUUGUGAUAAGACCAUAUUUUGAUAGGGAAUUUGAAUUAGCCGAUUUUAUAACCGGAACUCAGCAAGCUUUACAAGUAGUAUCAAAUGCGCUUUCUGAUGGCGAUUUCAAUUCUUUAGAAGAUAUUGUUGAUCCAUCUGCUGUUGCAGAAUUAAAGACUGUUUUAGCCCAAAUGUCAUUAUCGCAACGAUCUGAAUUAAGAGUAGCUAAAGAGGAUAUUUAUUUUACUUUUCCUUAUCAAGUAGGUGUUAUGUUUGAUGAAUCAAAUGAAAAAAUUCAAAAACGAUGGGUAGAGAUCACAAUGAUUUUUCAUGUCUUCCGUGGAUUAAAGGAUUUUCAGGAAAAACUUGGUAGUACUAAAUUCAUAAUAAGUCCAAAUUCAGAAUAUAUUGAUAAGGUAUCAAUAUGUAAUUAUAGAUUUAUUAAGGAAUUUACACAAGGUGUUGAAUCCAGUUGGGUUGUAAAUGUCGUUAACCAUUUUAAACCGGAAGAUUCUAUGUCGAAAUAAAGAGUUUUUUUUUUUUUUUAUGGAGUUUUAUAAAUAAAUUUAGAAUACAAUGAUGUAUAAGAAUAAAGUUUUUUUUUUAAAAAAGUCAUAUAUAUGUACAUAUUGAAUAUUAACUAUAUUUUUAUGAAUUUAAUAUAAAAAGUGCUUGAA
Molecule: messenger RNA, 1171 nt
Organism: Condylostylus longicornis
Lineage: Eukaryota; Metazoa; Arthropoda; Insecta; Diptera; Dolichopodidae
Exons: 4
Coding region: 215-1021 (268 amino acids)
Biological process (GO): inner mitochondrial membrane organization; protein insertion into mitochondrial inner membrane from matrix
Cellular component (GO): mitochondrial inner membrane
Molecular function (GO): ribosome binding
Source: RefSeq, a predicted model, not a curated record